Coregonus sp. 'balchen' is the source of this 12817-nucleotide messenger RNA. NCBI's taxonomy places the organism in Eukaryota, Metazoa, Chordata, Actinopteri, Salmoniformes, Salmonidae. The record is from the annotation of a GenBank genome assembly.
AUGCACUUCCGGCGCUACCAUGACCCCAACUUUGUGCCGACUGCCUUUGUGUGCACAAAGUGUGGCAAGACCUUCACCCGCAGGAACACCAUGGCCAGACAUGCAGAGAACUGUAACGGGGAUCCUGGUGAAGGAGAGAUUGGAACCCCACCCAAGAGAGGACGAGAUGGGAGGAAGAGGAAGAUGCGCUCAAGGAAGGACGAUGAUGACGACGACAGUGAGGACAAUGCUGAUCCUGAGCUGGAUGACAUUUACAUUACAUUUUACAUUUACAUUUUAGUCAUUUAGCAGACGCUCUUAUCCAGAGCGACUUACAGUUAGUGAAUACAUAUAUAUAUAUAUAUAUAUAUAUAUAUUUUUUAAUACUGGCCCCCCGUGGGAAUCGAACCCACAACCCUGGCAUUGCAAACGCCAUGCUCUAUCAAUUGAGCUAAAUCCCUGCCGGCCAUUCCCUCCCCUACCCUGGACGACGCUGGGCCAAUUGUGCGCCGCCCAUGAGUCUCCCGGCUGCGACAGAGCCUGGACAUUGAUGAAGAGACAUUGAUGAAGAGGAUGAGGAGGCUGAGGCGGAACUGCUGGAGGACGAAGAAGAGGAGGAGGAGGAGAUGGAGUUGGAGCAGGCUCCACCCACCAAGCCUAUCCCUAUCACUGUGGAGCCUCCCGUGAAGAGGAAACGCAGUAGACCCCCCCAAGAAUGCGCCCAAACCCGCCUCACCUGCCAAAGCUAGCAAGGCUACCCCUAAGGGCAAGGCUGCUGCAGCAGCAGCCAUCAUCCAGGUGGAGGAUGAGAAUACAGGUGCCAUAGAGAACAUCAUAGUGAAGAAUGAGCCAGAGGCUGAGCAGGCUGCCAUAGAGGUGGUGGUUGAGCAGUCAGAGGAGGCAGAGGCAGGGGUGGCGCUGCCUGGAGCAGAGGUUGCGUCCAACGGAGAUCUCACCCCUGAGAUGAUCCUCAGCAUGAUGGACCGGUGAUCUAGCCCACACAGACAGCUCUAGGACUUCCCCCUUCUCUCAACCUUUCCCUUCAAGUCCACCCUCUUCAUAUGAUCUGCCAUAUUACAAACCACUCCGCUUUACUCUUUAUUAUUUUAAUAAUUUGUUUUUAACAAAUCUGUGUUUCUUUUCACUCUCAAACCCACAUCCUUCCAUGCAUUCACUGUAACAGUUUAAGUUCCAAUUGCUUUGGUCUGGGGCGGCAGGUAGCUUAGUGGGUAAGAGCGUUGUGCCAGUAACCGAAAGGUCGCUGGUUCUAAUCCCCGAGCCGACUAGGUGAAAAAUCUGUCGAUGUGCCCUUAAGCAAGGCACUUAACCCUAAUUGCUCCUGUAAGUCGCUCUGGAUAAGAGCGUCUGCUAAAUGACUAAAAUGUAAAUGUAAAUGUAUAUAUAUUUUUUUUUAUAUAUAUAUUUUUUAAAGUUAUUAUUUUAUUAUUAUUAUUAUUAUUAUUAAUGGCCUAUAGCUCUGUAUUAUGGCCUAUAGCUCUUUAUAAUAGCCUAUAGCUCUGCAUUAUGGCCUAUAGCUCUGUAUAAUAGCCUAUAGCUCUGUAUAAUAGCUCUGUUUGCUUGUGGGUUCGAUUCCCACGGGGGUCCAGUAUGAAAAUGUAUGCACUCACUAAAACUGUAAGUCGCUCUGGAUAAAAGCCAAAUACCAUAUGCCCACCAGAGGUUGUUUAGGUGCUGAUGGAGCGGUUCAAUCGUCUCCUCAUCACAUCAAAAGGGAUCUUGUCAGUGGUGUGUUGUCUCUUUCUGUCACCCUGGAGUGUGACCAGGCUCAGAGAAGGGACUGUGACUAUGUAGUGCAGGGGUAUGCAAUGCUGGUCCUGCAUGUUUUAGAUUUAACCGACCUGGAAGACCAGGUGUGUUGAAUUUAGGCAAUCACUGAACUGAUCAAUUAGCUCAGUUGGUCAGGUGUGAUGCCUAGUUGGAACAAAAUCCUGCAGUACCUGUGGCACCCCAGGAUGUAGUGUAACCAGGCUCAGAGAAGAGACUGUGACUAUGUAGUGGUGUGAUAUUGGGAAAGGGACUGACCAAUGUCUUCCAUCAUCACCACUCAGCGUCUGCAAUCUGCACUCAGGGAUGCCACCUGACGGAAGACAGUCGGGACUGACCAGUGUUGGAAAUCCCAGACCUUGGCAACCCGUCUGCCUAGGGAGACUAGCGACUGACAGACUUUCACCUUUCACCUUUCAGGAGGCAAUAUGGACUAACAACUGUUCUGUUUGUGAUUGUGGGCCAACAGGCACAGGAAGGAUGAGCUGGAGAGGCGCAUGUCGGCCCUACAGGAGAGCAGACGGGAACUGAUGGUCCAGCUGGAGGGACUGAUGAGGUUACUCAAGGUAGGAGAGGACUCUAACAGUCUAAUAUCUACUACAGAAUAUUAUAUAUAUUAUAUACACUAUCACUAUCUGUUUCUUGUUCGACAGACUUUUAUAUACUGACGCUGUCAUAUUUUUACUAUGUAGUUGUAUGUCAGUAUCAACUUCUGUCAUUAUUACUUUUUAUGCCAUCUGGUAUUCGUUAACAUCAACCGUGAAUUUGUUUUAUAUUUUAAACAACCGUUUAGAACGUGUUGGAUGCUGCAUUGGUUGUAGUUGACAGUUACUGUCCCUCAGGGUCCAUUGGUUAACUUGUGUGAUGAGGUGGUGUUGAAGGAGUCAGGCGCAGGAGGGUAAAUCACAGAAUAACAGGCUUUAAUCCGCAAAAUACAGGUUUACGCAGAAAUGCGUCAAACACACUCCAGGGCACAAACAGGCGCGCUGGAAAAUACAAGGCACGCGGGAAAUACUCCCGUCGACACAAAAUACACGAGCUCCACCGAGCUUCACUAACCUCCACAAUAAACAAUCACCCACACAGACAAGGAAGCAGAGGGAACACUUAUACAAUGACUAAUGAGGGAAUAAGGACCAGGUGUGUGUGAUUGAAGACAAGACAAAUGGAAUGAUGAUAAAUGGAUCGGCAGUAGCUAGUAAGCCGUUGACGCCGAAACCUGCCCGAACAAGGAGGGGAGGCAGCCUCGUGGGAAAUCGUGACAACUUGAAAAGACCUUACACGUAUAAACCUGUCUUUCCUGUCCUGAUAUUGAAGCUUCUGACUCUUAGUCUUUGCCGCUGUUUCUUUCUCUCUCUCUCUCUCUCUCUCUCUCUCUCUCUCUCUCUCUCUCUCUCUCUCGUGCACUCGCUCUCUUUCUCUCUAUUCAAUUUCAAUUCAAUUCAAAGGGCUUUAUUGGCAUGGGAAACAUGUUUACAUUGCCAAAGCAAGUUAAAUAGAUGAUCAACAAAAGUGAAUUAAACAAUAAAAUAAUUAACAGUAAACAUUACACUCACAAAAGUUCAAAAGAAUAAAGACAUUUCAAGUGUCAUUAUGUCUAUUCAAAUCAAAUCACAUUUUAUUUGUCACAUACACUUGUUUAGCAGAUGUUAUUGCGGGUGAAGCGAAAUGCUUGUGCUUCUAGCUCCAACAGUGCAGUAAUAUCUAACAAUUUCACAGCAUAUACCCAAUACACACAAAUCUAAGUAAGGAAUGGAAUUAAGAAUAUAUACAUACAGUUGAAGUCGGCAAAGGACCUUGUGAAUAUGCUGGAGGAAACAGGUACAAAAGUAUCUACAGUGAGGGAAAAAAGUAUUUGAUCCCCUGCUGAUUUUGUACGUUUGCCCACUGACAAAGACAUGAUCAGUCUAUAAUUUUAAUGGUAGGUUUAUUUGAACAGUGAGAGACAGAAUAACAACAACAAAAUCCAGAAAAACGCAUGUCAAAAACGUUAUAAAUGUAUUUGCAUUUUAAUGAGGGAAAUAAGUAUUUGACCCCUCUGCAAAACAUGACUUAGUACUUGGUGGCAAAACCCUUGUUGGCUAUCACAGAGGUCAGACGUUUCUUGUAGUUGGCCACCAGGUUUGCACACAUCUCAGGAGGGAUUUUGUCCCACUCCUCUUUGCAGAUCUUCUCCAAGUCAUUAAGGUUUCGAGGCUGAGAGUUUGGCAACUUGAACCUUCAGCUCCCUCCACAGAUUUUCUAUGGGAUUAAGGUCUGGAGACUGGCUAGGCCACUCCAGGACCUUAAUGUGCUUCUUCUUGAGCCACUCCUUUGUGGCCUUGGCCGUGUGUUUUGGGUCAUUGUCAUGCUGGAAUACCCAUCCACGACCCAUUUUCAAUGCCCUGGCUGAGGGAAGGAGGUUCUCACCCAAGAUUUGACGGUACAUGGCCCCGUCCAUCGUCACUUUGAUGCGGUGAAGUUGUCCUGUCCCCUUAGCAGAAAAACACACCCAAAGCAUAAUGUUUCCACCUCCAUGUUUGACGGUGGGGAUGGUGUUCUUGGGGUCAUAGGCAGCAUUCCUCCUCCUCCAAACACGGCGAGUUGAGUUGAUGCCAAAGAGCUUGAUUUUGGUCUCAUCUGACCACAACACUUUCACCCAGUUCUCCUCUGAAUCAUUCAGAUGUUCAUUGGCAAACUUCAGACGGCCCUGUAUAUGUGCUUUCUUGAGCAGGGGGACCUUGCGGGCGCUGCAGGAUUUCAGUCAUUCACGGCGUAGUGUGUUACCAAUUGUUUUCUUGGUGACUAUGGUCCCAGCUGCCUUGAGAUCAUUGACAAGAUCCUCUCGUGUAGUUCUGGGCUGAUUCCUCACCGUUCUCAUGAUCAUUGCAACUCCACGAGGUGAGAUCUUACAUGGAGAUUGACAGUUCUUUUGUGUUUCUUCCAUUUGCGAAUAAUCGCACCAACUGUUGUCACCUUCUCACCAAGCUGCUUGGCGAUGGUCUUGUAGCCCAUUCCAGCCUUGUGUAGGUCUACAAUCUUGUCCCUGACAUCCUUGGAGAGCUUUUUGGUCUUGGCCAUGGUGGAGAGUUUGGAAUCUGAUUGAUUGAUUGCUUCUGUGGACAGGUGUCUUUUAUACAGGUAACAAACUGAGAUUAGGAGCACUCCCUUUAAGAGUGUGCUCCUAAUCUCAGCUCGUUACCUGUAUAAAAGACACCUGGUGCCAGAAAUCUUUCUGAUUGAGAGGGGGUCAAAUACAUAUUUCUUUGUUGUUAUUCUGUCUCUCACUGUUCAAACAAACCUACCAUUAAAAAUUAUAGACUGAUCAUUUCUUUGUCAGUGGGCAACCUUACAAAAUCAGCAGGGGAUCAAAUACUUUUUUCCCUCACUGUAUAUCCACAGUAAAACGAGUCCUAUAUCGACAUAACCUGAAAGGCCGCUCAGCAAGGAAGAAGCCACUGCUCCAAAACCGCCAUAAAAAAGCCAGACUACGGUUUGCAACUGCACAUGGGGACAAAGAUCGUACAUUUUGGAGAAAUGUCCUCUGGUCUGAUGAAACAAAAAUAGAACUGUUUGGCCAUAAUGACCAUCGUUAUGUUUGGAGGAAAAGAACACCAUCCCAACCGUGAAGCACAGGGGUGGCAGCAUCAUACUGUGGGGGUGCUUUGCUGCAGGAGGGACUGGUGCACUUCACAAAAUAGAUAGCAUCGUGAGGAAAGAAAAUUAUGUGGAUAUAUUGAAGCAACAUCUCAAGACAUCAAUCAGGAAGUUAAAGCUUGGUCGCAAAUGGGUCUUCCAAAUGGACUAUUACAUUUACAUUUACAUUUUAGUCAUUUAGCAGACGCUCUUAUCCAGAGCGACUUACAGUUAGUGAGUGCAUACAUAUAUAUUUUUUAAUUUUAAUUUUAUUUUUUUCAUACUGGCCCCCCGCGGGAAUCGAACCCACAACCCUGGCGUUGCAAACGCCAUGCUCUACCAACAUCCCUAUGAACCCAAGCAUACUUCUAAAGUUGUGGCAAAAUGGCUUAAGGACAACAAAGUCAAGGUAUUGGAGUGGCCAUCACAAAGCCCUGACCUCAAUCCUAUAGAACAUUUGUGGGCAGAACUGAAAAAGCGUGUGCGAGCAAGGAGGCCUACAAACCUGACUCAGUUACACCAGCCCUGUCAGGAGGAAUGGGCCAAAAUUCACCCAACUUAUUGUGGGAAGCUUGUGGAAGGCUACCCGAAACGUUUGACCCAAGUUAAACAAUUUAAAGGCAAUGCUACCAAAUACUAAUUGAGUGUAUGUAAACUUCUGACCCACUGGGAAUGUGAUGAAAGAAAUAAAAGCUGAAAGAAAUAAUUCUCCCUACUAUUAUUCUGACAUUUCACAUUCUUAAAAUAAAGUGGUGAUCCUAACUGACCUAAGACAGCGAAUCUUUACUAGGACUAAAUGUCAGGAAUUGUGAAAAGCUGAGUUUAAAUGUAUUUGGCUAAGGUGUAUAUAAACUUCCGACUUCAACUGUAUAUGGACGAGCAAUGACAGAGCGGCAUGGACUAAGAUACCGUAGAAUAUUAUAGAGUACAGUACAUACAUAUGAGAUGAGUAAUGCAAGAUAUGUAAACAUUAUUAAAGUGGCUAGUGUUCCAUUUCUAUUAUUAAAGUGGCCAGUGAUUUCUAGUCUAUGUCUAUAGGCAGCAGCCUCUAAUGUGCUAGUGAUGGCUAUUUAACAGUCUGAUGGCCUUGAGAUGGAAGCUGUUUUUCAGUCUCUCGGUCCCAGCUUUGAUGCACCUGUACUGACCUCGCCUUCUGGAGGAUAGCGAGGUGAACAGGCAGUGGCUCGGGAGGUUGAUGUCCUUGAUUAUCUUUUUGGCCUUCCUGUGAAGGUGUCCUGGAGGGUGGGUAGUUUUCCCCCGGUAAUGCGUUGGGCAGACCGCAGUGUUGUAAUGAUGUGCAAGUAGUUAAAGUACAAAAAGGAAAUAAAUAAACAUAAAUAUAGGUUGUAUUUACAAUGGUGUUUGUUCUUCACUGGUUCUUUCUUUCUCUCUCUCUCUCUCUCUCUCUCUCUCUCUCUCUCUCUCUCUCUCUCUCUCUACUCAUGCUCUCUAUCACUGCGUACCAUUGGCUGACUGAUAGGAUGAGGAGCAGAAGCAGGCAGUAAGUGUCUCUAUUCAGUUUCCUAUACAUUAAUACACUAAUCAAGCAGUAGAGGAGCAGCACCAGACCCAGUCACUCUCUCACCAUAAUAUUACGUGUCACACUACUGUUCACUCUUAAUGCAUGUUUUGAUAUGUCUCAGAUGGAUAGUGUUUAAGGAACUUACAGUAGCAGCGUUUUUUAUGGACAUGUUAUGCACUUGCGCUGGUCGGUUUGAGGCAGCACUGUUUUCCUACAGAGAUUUGGCACAGUACUUCUAUAGAUGGGUUAUUUGUCACGCCAUGAGAGAUCAUAAAGUCCUGUUGUAGUUUGCUAGAUUAUUUGGGUCCAUGACGAGUGAGAACUCUACCAUGUAUUCCUUUCUUUGCAAACAAACGUCUGAGACCUGUUCCUUUCAUCAAAGCUAACAACCUUUCCUCAAAUGUGACGACAGUCUGUCUAACCAUCUGCUGCCUGUCUCUAAGCCAUACAGUGCUGGACCCUCAGGCAGACCUGGGUUCAAACUCUAAUCGAAAUCUUUCAAAUACCUUGAGCGUUUGCUGUAGCCUGCCUGGAGUGCUAGUUAGGCUGGGUUUGAAGUUUUGGGACUAUCCUAUUGGUCCAUUAAGCUAAGCAGGCUCAAUCAAGCACAGAUGCAGUUUUUGAAAUUAUUCGAAUAGUGUUUGAACCCAGGUCUUCCCCUGGGCCCUGCACCAACCCCCUCCUUACCCCCUUCCCACCCCGUGAGAGACACAGUGCCCCUUUCUACAGACAGAACAGUAAAGUCCCCUCCUUAGUCCCUGCAGGCAGGCAGGCAGGCUCACACAUGGUUCUCAUUAGAUUUCAGAGCAGUAGACGUGCUGUAAUGGACAGGGAGUGUAUGUUCAGGUGUGUGUGUGUGUGUGUGUGUGUGUGUUAGGCUUGGCCGGUAUCCAGAUUGUCAUACCUUCAUACCGACCUUGUGCCAUACUGGGAUAUUCGGUAAUACCGGCAUUGCACCCAUGGGGCGCUAUUUUCAAACCCCACUGAGCCUUCGUAAUCUGAAGGUUAGCAAUGCUAACAAGUACAUGUAAGAUCCCAUACAGAAUGCUAUCUAAAUGCUAACGAGCGCAUUGUGAACAUUAGGUCUCUGACCUAAAGUAUUUGCAGGACAGAUAUCCCAACUCAAAAACGCGACUCACAGUUUGCUACACGCACAAAACAAAUAUUAGACAGCAAGGCUCUUGUCCAGGAGGGGAUUCUCUGCUGUUACCAAGCGAAACUUGAUUUUGGAAGAAACUAACCACAUAGUUAUAUAACUAACUAGCUACUAAAUUAGCAAACCAAAUGCACAACUGCAGAUCAUUUAGCACAUUUUAGACAGUUAACUUAAUAGUUAAAUUGGAGAAGGUCUCCAGGGAUGGUCUGGAGGAGGGGAUGGGGUCGAGCGGGCAGGUUGUCGGGCGGCCAGACCUCACUAGUCACAGGAUUUUAUCUGGAGAGAGAGGGGAGAAAGAGGUCAAGGUGUAGGGUAGUUCUGUGUGCGUGAGACCAGUGAAUGAGGAGCGGAUGUCGUCAACCUUCUUUUGAAAGUCGUCCGCAGAGAGGGUGGGGGUGGAGGAUUAAGGAGGGAGGAGAAGGUAGAAAAUAGUUUCCUAGGGUUAGAGGCAGAAGCUUUAAAUUUAAAGUGAUAGAAAGUGGCAUUAGCAGUGGAUUCAGAGGAAGAGAAGGUAGAGAGGAGGGAGUGAAAGGAUGAUAGGUCCUCCAGAAGUUUUCAUUUUCCUCAAUUUUCGCUCAGCUCCCCUCAGCCCUGUUCUGUAAGCUCGCAAUGAGUCACUUCGCCACGGAGUAGGAGGGGAGGGGAGAGCCGAGCCGGCCCGGGAGGAAAGGGGGUAGUGCGAGUCAUAGGAUGCGGAAAGGUAGGAGAGUAGGGUCGAAGAGGCAUAAUCAGGACACAGGAGAGAGAUAUGAUAGGAUAGAAGAGGAAAGAGUAGUGGGAGAGAGAGAGCGAAGAUUGUGACGGCGCAUGACCAUCUGCGUAGGGGAUGAAAGGGUUGGAGGAAAGAGAGACAGAAAAGGAAACAAAGUAGUGAUCCUAGACCUGGAGGGGGGUUGCAGUGAAAUUAGUAGGUGGACAGCCUCUAGUAAAGAUGAGGUCAAGCGUAUUGCCUGCCUUGUGAGUUGGAGGGGAUUGGGAAAGGGUGAGGUCAAAAGAGGCAAGGAGGGGAAAGAGGGAGUUGCAAAAAAAUGAAUUGACGCCUCCCGAGUGGCGCAGCGGUCUAAGGCACUGCAUCACAGUGCUAGAGGCGUCACUACAGAUCCAGGUUCGAUCCAGGGCUGUGACGCAGCCGGCCGCGACCGGGAGACCCAUGAGGUGGUGCCCAAUUGGCCCAGCGUCGUCCGGGUUAGGGGAGGGUUUGGCCGGCUGGGAUGUCCUUGUCCCAUCGCGCUCUAGCGACUCCUUGUGGCGGCCGGGCGCAUGUACACUGACUUCAGUCGCCAGCUGUACAGUGUUUCCUCCGACAAAUUUGUGCGGCUGACUUCCGGGUUAAGCGAGCAGUGUCUCAAGAAGCAGUGUGGCUUGGCGGGGUAGUGUUUCGGAGGACGCAUGGCUCUCGACCUAAACUAUGGUAAUACUGGUAUGUUUCUAUAGUAUGUUUCCUAACCUAUGGUAAUACUGGUAUGUUUCUAUAGUAUGUUUCCUAACCUAUGGUAAUACUGGUAUGUUUCCCUCCCGAGUGGCGCAGUGGUCUAAGGCACUGCAUCGCAGUGGUAGCUGUGCCACUAGAGAUCCUGGUUCGAAUCCAGGCUCUGUCGUGGCCGCGACCGGGAGACCCAUGGGGACCCAUGGGGCGGCGCACAAUUGGCCCAGCGUCGUCCAGGGUAGGGGAGGGAAUGGCCGGCAGGGAUGUAGCGCAAUUGGUAGAGCAUGGUGUUUGCAACGCCAGAGUUGUGGGUUCGAUUCCCACGGGGGGCCAGUAUGAAAAAAAUAAAAAAUAAUAAUAAUGUAUGCACUCUGGAUAAGAGCGUUUGCUAAAUGACUAAAAUGUAAAUGUAAAAAUGUUUCUAUAGUAUGUUUCCUAACCGUUGGUAAUACUGGUAUGUUUCUAUAGUAUGUUUCCUAACCGUUGGUAAUACUGGUAUGUUUCUAUAGUAUGUUUCCUAACCGUUGGUGAUGUUGGUAUGUUAUGUUUCCUAACCGGUAUGUUAUGUUAUCAGGCCCAGACAGGAGGCUCGACCCACUCCUCCCCCAGCCACGGGGCAGGCUGCUCCAUGCCCAUGCCCAUCCGCUCCACCUCAGCUGGGUCCACCCCCACCCACACACCCCAGGACUGCCUGGCCGGGGUGGGGGGCGACGUGCUGGAGGCCUUCGCUCAGGGUGAGUCCUGGACCUCAGCCCAGCGGGAAAAACAGGGCAAAACUGGUUGAAAGGACAUCCGUUUCUGGUUGAAUAGGCGUCAAGAUGUCAUUUCAACCUGCUUUUUCCACUGGGCUAUGUCCUCCUGUAGAUCCAAUGUGGCCCAGUGCAUAUCUGUUGUUAGUUAUCCAUUUUCGGGCCUUGUUUGAGUCAAGGACAACACAACAUUUUGAGCUGUGCCAAAUUUGAUUAAAGUACAUUUCAACCAUGUUGAAAAAUAGUAGCCACUAAAUGCCAUGUACAGUGCAUUCGGAAAGUAUUCAGACCCCUUGACUUUUUCCGCAUUUUGUUACGUUAGUCUUAUUCUAAAAUGGAUUAAAUUGUUUUUUCCCCUCAUCAAUCUACAAAAAAAUACCCUAUAAUGACAAAGCAAAAAUAGGUUUUUAGAAAUGUUUGCAAAUGUAUAAAAAUAUAUCACAUUUACAUAAAUAUUCAGACCCUUUACUCAGUACUUUGUUGAAGCACAUUUGGCAGCGAUUACAGCCUUGAGUCUUCUUGAGUAUGAUGCUACAAGCUUGCCACACCUGUAUUUGGGGAGUUUCUCCCAUUCUUCUCUGCAGAUCCUCUCAAGCUCUGUCAGGUUGGAUGGGGAGCGUUGCUGCACAGCUAUUUUCAGGUCUCUCCAGAGAUGUUCGAUUGGGUUCAAGUCCAGGCUCUGGCUAGGCCACUCAAGGACAUUCAGAGACUUGUCCCGAAGCCACUCCUGCGUUGUCUUGGCUGUGUGCUUAGGGUCGUUGUCCUGUUGGAAGGUGAACCUUCACCCCAGUUUGAGGUCCUGAGCGCUCUGGAGCAGGUUUUCAUCAAGGAUCUCUCUGUACUUUGCUCCGUUCAUCUUUCCCUCGAUCCUGGCUAGUCUCCCAGUCUCUGCCACUGAAAAACAUCCCCACAGCAUGAUGCUGCCACCACCAUGCUUCACCAUAGGGAUGGUGCCAGGUUUCCUCCAGACGUGACGCUUGGCAUUCAGGCCAAAGAGUUCAAUCUUGGUUUCAUCAGACCAGAGAAUCUUGUUUCUCAUGGUCUGAGAAUCCUUUGGGUGCCUUUUGGCAAAAUUCAAGCGGGCUGUCAUGUGGCUUCCAUCUGGCCACUCUACCAUAAAGGCCUGAUGGGUGGAGUGCUGCAGAGUUGGUUGUCCUUCUGGAAGGUUCUCCCAUCUCCACAGAGGAACUCUGGAGCUCUGUCAGAGUGACCAUCAGGUUCUUGGUCACCUCCCUGACCAAGGCCCUUCUCCCCCGAUUGCUCAGUUCUAGGAAGAGUCUUGGUGGUUCCAAACUUCUUCUAUUUAAGAAUGAUGGAGGCCACUGUGUUCUUGGGGACCUUCAAUGCUGCAGAAAUGUUUUGCUACCCUUCCCCAGAUCUGUGCCUCAACACAAUCCUGUCUCGGAGCUCUACGGACAAUUCCUUCGACCUCAUGGCUUGGUUUUUCCUCUGACAUGCACUGUCAACUAUGGGAACUUAUAUAGACAGGUGUGUGCCUUUCCAAAUCAUGUCCAAUCAAUAGAAUUUACCACAGGUGGACUCCAAUCAAGUUGUAGAAACAUCUCAAGGAUGAUCAAUGGAAACAGGAUGCACCUGAGCUCAAUUUAGAGUCAUAGCAAAGGGUCUGAAUACUUAUGUAAAUAAGGUAUUUCUGUUUUUUUAUUUUUAAUACAUUUGCAAAAAUGUAUGCUAACCUGUCUUCACUUUGUCAUUAUGUGGUAUUGUGUGUAGAUUGAUGAGGGGGGGGGGGGACAAUUUAAUCCACUUUAGAAUAAGGCUGUAAUGUAAAAGGGAAGGGGUCUGAAUACUUUCCGAAUGCACUGUAAGUCACUAUUAUCAUUGACUGUGUCCUCUGUCUUUUAGGUGUACCUAGAAAUCUUCGUAAUGAUCUGUUGGUCGCUGCAGAUUCAAUCACAAACACCAUGUCAUCACUCGUCAAAGAGCUCCACUCAGGUUAGUUGAAAGGCACAUGACUGCUAUGUUGCCUAUGAUUGGUUGAUAACUCUGGGACUGAAGUUAUAAUCUCAGAAUUCUUUGGAUUUCUUUAAUAAAGUAGAUGAUGCUGCAGAGGAAGAGGACAACCACAUGAGGAACGGAGGACUAAGGGACAGGGCAGAGGAAGAGGACAACCACAUGAGGAACGGAGGACUAAGGGACAGGGCAGAGGAAGAGGACAACCACAUGAGGAACGGAGGACUAAGGGACAGGGCAGAGGAAGAGGACAACCACAUGAGGAACGGAGGACUAAGGGACAGGGCAGAGGAAGAGGACAACCACAUGAGGAACGGAGGACUAAGGGACAGGGCAGAGGAAGAGGACAACCAUAUGAGGAACGGAGGAAUAAGGGACAGAGGUGAGGAAGUCUUGGCUCACAAUUGUCUUAUUAAUAUUUCUUAUUUCAUGUAUCGAGCUGUUUGAGAUUUUGAUUAGUAAUUUCUUUGAAACAACAUUCUAGAAUUCUAAUUGUUAUUCUCCAUUCCAAAGGGAAGCAGGACAUUAUUUUUGGUGAUCAUAUAUAUUAGACUUUUAUGUUACUGCAAAUAACGGAUCAUUUUUCACUUUGUUUUCCAGCCGAUGCAGAAUGA